Messenger RNA from Solanum dulcamara, 1551 nucleotides. Its product is annotated as receptor like protein 22-like. The record is from RefSeq and is a predicted model, not a curated record. NCBI's taxonomy places the organism in Eukaryota, Viridiplantae, Streptophyta, Magnoliopsida, Solanales, Solanaceae. Gene Ontology annotation, molecular function: protein binding. Bases 1 to 1551 code for a protein of 516 amino acids. The transcript is spliced from 3 exons.
AUGUCUUCCUCCUUAAGGUACGUGGAUCUUCAAUUCACUAAUCUGCAAGGUGUUCUCCCAGAGAGCCUUUUCCUUCUGCCAAACUUGGAAAAUCUCAAAUUGGGUUGGAAUUAUCUUCUCAAAGGAGUCUUACCAAAGCUCCCUUGGAGAAACACUGUGUUAAUGGAGUUGGAUAUUUCAUUCACAGGCAUCUUUGGUGAGCUGCCUGAUUCAACUGAUUUUCCACACUUCUUGAGAAAUGUAAAGACACUUGAGUUCUUGGAUAUUUCUAACAAUAAGAUUCGUGGCCAAAUCCCUAACUGGUUUAGCAACAAGAGGUGGGACUCGUUGCUGGGUCCACUACCUUCAUCCAUUUGUAACAUGAAAAAGCUUGAAGUUCUAGAUAUAUCACGCAACAACUUCAGUAACUUGAUUCCAAGUUGCUUGGGAAGCAUGGCUAAGCUAAUGGUGUUGGACUUAAGAAGGAACAAUUUCACAGGAAGUCUUCCCCCAUUAUGUGCGCAGAGAACUUCAUUGAGAACCAUUGUCUUGAAUGGUAAUCAACUUGAAGGAACUCUCCCUGUUUCCUUGCUCAACUGUCAUGGUCUAGAAGUUCUUGAUGUGGGGAACAACGCUAUAAAUGACACAUUUCCAGCUUGGCUAGGAAAACUUCAAGAACUGCAGGUCCUGGUAUUAAAGUCCAAUGUGUUCCAUGGACCUAUAAGUACUUGUCAGACUAAGUUUUUCUUUCCCAAGUUGCGAAUUUUUGAUCUUUCUCGUAAUGAAUUCAAUGGCUCACUUCCUGCAAGAGUUUUUGGAAACUUCACGGCAAUGAUUAAAUUAGAUGGUGAAGAAACAGGAGAGAUCAUAUACAUGCAAUCAGCUGAGAAUUCAUUAUACACAACGUAUGAGGAUUCAGUGGGUUUGGUAAUCAAAGGCCAGGAUAUUCAGCUAGAAAGAAUUAGCACAAUCAUGACAACCAUAGAUCUCUCAAGGAACCAUUUUGAAGGUGUCAUUCCAAAAACACUAACGGAUCUCAGCUCACUUUGGCCACUCAAUUUAUCCCAUAACAAUCUCACAGGUGAUAUUCCAAUGGAACUGGGGCAGUUGAAUAUGCUUGAAGCGUUAGAUCUCUCUUGGAAUCGACUCACUGGAAAGAUUCCGCAGGAAUUAACAAGGUCAACAUUUCUGGAAAAGUUAAACCUUUCUCAGAAUGUUCUCGUUGGACCAAUUCCUCAAGGUCCACAAUUUAACACAUUUGAAAAUGACUCGUAUGGUGGCAACCUUGAUUUAUGUGGUCCUCCUUUAUCAAAGAAAUGUGGAACAAGUGAUUCAUCGCAUGUUCCUCAACCAUUGGAGUCUGAAGAAGAUGAAGACGAGUCAUAUUUCUUUAGUGGAUUUACGUGGGAAUCAGUAGUCAUAGGCUACAGUUUUGGACUCGUUGUUGGAACUGUUGUGUGGAGCCUCAUGUUUAAAUAUCGUUCGCCAAAAUGGUUUGUGGAAUUUUUUGAUGGCAUCAUGCCUCACAAAAGAAGAAGGCCAAAGAAGAGAGCUCAGACACGACGGACUUAA